CCCGGCUGGUGGAGAAAAGGCGCAUCCUGGUCCUGCUGCUUCCACAUUUCAGUCACGCAGCUUUGCUCAGAUUUGAGACGAGGCAUGGACGAUGUGUUUUUUUAUUCUGUCGCAGAUCGCACCUAAUGACGAGAAAUCGCGCUCUGCGUCGAUGCUUUUCGCAAUUUUAGAGGAUUCAUUGUAGAAAAAUACCCUUCUUUGUGGAUAAUCUGCAUUGAUUGCACCAACAGAGCAUCUGCACCUCAUCGAUAGCGACACACAACAGUAAUCUCCUGCGGAUCGUUUCAUAUUUGUACACCUUUUUCAUUCAAAACAAACGAAGAUAAUCAUUAUUUUUUUAUACAUUUGGACUCGGAUCCGUUUGACAUCAAUAUUUGUAUGCGUUUCCUUCAACUGCGGUGCUGCGGUGCAGGAGCAGUGAAGCAGCCUGAGGCAAUGUGCUGUCUGGAUGUUACACGACUGCAUCAGUAAUCUAAUGAAAAUAAUUCACUCUUUGCAUCGAUGCACUUCGCAAUUUAGGGAAUUCAUAGAGAAUUAACCUUUUUUUUGGAUAAUCUGCGUUAAUUGCUCACUGCACCUCGUCGCAAGCAGAAAGCCAGACCUCCCUGCGGACCGUCUCAUGUUUUUGAACCUUAUUACAGACAACACAUCGGACACAGAUUGGUUUGAUAUCGAAACACUGCGAUGCAUAUCAUCCAACAGCAGUGAUGCAUGUGAAGUAGCCUGAGAGAAGGUGCUGGACAAUGUGCUGUCCUGGUCCCCGGUCCUGAAUGCAGCGGAGACAGACACCGAACCGGGUGUCACCGUCAGCCCCGGAUGCUGCGCCGAAGAAUGGGAUACGCCGACCCUUCGUCGGGUAAAGACAUUCUCGGCAAUAGGUCUCUUUGUUUUAUAUUCAUUUGCGCAUUUGGACUUGUCACGCUGUUGCAGCAGAUCCUCUAUGGGAAAAACUACAUCAAGAGUGCGCAACAGUUUAACCGACUCAAAGGGGACGAGACAGGAAAUUGGACCGGUCCCGUUAAUUUCUCGGAUGACGGAUCUCUGAAGCCGGCCAGAAAUGGAAGGAAAAGAUGUUUCCGUCAGAAUUUUCAGCCAGAUUCACAGAUCUCCGUAAUAGUCACACCCUGCCUAGCCGAUAUUAAGAAGAAACAAAAAAAAAGGUAUCUGGAAAGCUACGAUGGUUCAUAUGAAUUCAACUCCACUGCAUGCAGGGAGCUCAGACAGGAGAUCAUGGACGUCAAAGUCCUGACAAUAAACAUUAAUCGGAAAAUACAUGGCCAUGGGUAUCCUUCCUCAUUCCACAAGUCUCUCUGCCUGUCUGCCAGGGUCAAAACCUCAGAGCUGUUUGAGAGGUGGAGGAACCUGCAGGUGUGUAGGUGGGCGCAGAGCAAGGAGGAGACCAGCAACUUCAAGAUGUCUCUGUCGCGCUGCUGUAACGCUCCCUCCUUCCUGUUCACCACCAAGAGGAACACUCCUGCAGGAACCAAGCUGCGGUACGAGGUGGACACCAGUGGGAUCCUGCCCAUCACCGCAGAGGUCUUCAAGAUGUUCCCAGAUGAUAUGCCAUAUUCCAAAUCACAGUACAAGAAGUGUGCUGUCAUUGGAAAUGGCGGCAUCAUCAAGAACAGCAAAUGUGGAAAGGAAAUCGACUCAGCAGAUUUUGUUUUUAGGUGCAACAUCCCACCCAUCAACGAGAAGUACUCAGCUGAUGUUGGCACUAAAACAGAUCUGGUGACAAUAAACCCGAGCAUUAUCACUGAGAGAUUCCAGAAGCUGGAGAAAUGGCGGCGACCGUUCUACGAAGUCCUGCAGAACUACGAGAACUCCUCGGUGGUGCUUCCCGCUUUCUACAACACCCGCAACACCGACGUGUCGUUCAGGGUCAAGUACAUGCUGGACGACUUUGACUCCCAGAGGGGCGUGUUCUUCUUCCACCCGCAGUACCUGCUGAACGUGCAGCGCUUCUGGGCGGUGCAAGGCGUCCGAGCCAAACGCGUCAGCAGCGGCCUGAUGCUCGUCACCGCCGCCAUGGAGAUGUGCGAGGAGGUCCACCUCUACGGUUUCUGGGCCUUUCCCAUGAACCCCGCGGGCAUCUUCAUCACUCACCAUUACUACGACAACGUCAAGCCGAGGCCAGGCUUCCACGCCAUGCCGCACGAGAUUUUCAACUUUAUUCACAUGCACACUCGUGGGAUAGUCAACGUACACACAGGGCCGUGCACGUGAUCCUCCACUCUCAGUCACUAAGACACUACUUCCUCGGCCUUCAGAGCGUCCUCGCUCUCACUUAUUCCACGACAGUGAAGGUUGCUUGCUUGAAUCGUCAACAUACUUCUCUUUUCGAUGUGUAUUAAGUUGUUUCCUAAUCCAAUCACUACGGUUAUCUCUGACUUUCUUAACCAUAGGGUUUGGUUUUAAUGUGAAAGUGGUCUUCAUAGUGAUGUUGUUUCUGUGAGGUUUUUCUAGUGGCUCCGCUGUACAGGGGUGUUGUUUUCUACUUCCACAGGUAUUUAAGCUGAACUGGGCCGCAGUGGGUGUCUUUGUGCCCCCCCCCAUUCCCUCCCCUCUUCUCUCUUUAUCCCGGACACUGUGGGUGUGGCAGCUUUGUGUGUUUGUGUAAAACAGAACCUUCAUAUAAAGCUAAAACUAGAAGAAGAACGGUUUAAUUGUAACAUCCAGUUGUCUACUUUUGUAAUCUAUUUCCUAUUCACCAGAGAGGUGAAUGUUUUAAACACACUUUCAACGGCCGGUUUUCAUAGGUCUACUUUCUUCCGAAUAAAAAACCUCCUCUGAUAUUUCUGGUUUAAAAGGGAGUGUGAGAAGAGAUGAGAUGCUACUCACCCCUCUUUGGCUCAUCCUGCUUUCGGAAAAAAGCCAGAUCAAUAUUUUAAAAUGUCACCAUCUGAGCAAAACAUUUUAAGGCCGUCCAAUUUUUAAACCCCAUAAUGUCGUCGAGCGCCUCGCGUUGUCAUCCAUGUCUUAAGCCAUGCUGCCUUAUGAGAUAACAAACCCCUCUAUACGAUAUGCAACGCACCCAUGUGUUUUGCUUAUCAACAAAUACAUUCAAUUAAACUAAAUCUUAGUUUUCCCCUUGAAUCAAAGGACAUUUAGGACUCUUUAAUAAAGGUAUAGGAAUUCCUGUGCGGUUCUCAGCUUGUUUUGGAAUCAGCGAACUCCCUGUAAACACCAUUCAUACUCAUGUAAUGCUCUGCAUGACUUUACUCUAUACUUGGCUUUGUGUGUGCCUGCUUCAAUGAUCACUGAAAUAUGUUUACACUUCAGCCUCCAGCGGAGCUCACAGUGCUUUCGGAGAAGAAACUUUUCACUGAACGAUGAAUGGAUUCGUUGAAAUGUAAAAUAGUGGAUGCAGUUUUAUUGAUUAUUAAAGAUGCACGAAUGAAGACGGUUGCUGCCCUUUUUGUGAAGUGCUGCAACACUUUCAUAACUUUUAUUUUACCUCCCUCUUUGCAAUGUGAACUCUUAGUUUGCACUCUAGAAAGCUGUGUGCAUUGAAGCACUCCGAAGCUGAGUAGGUUUUUUAUUUUGUUGUACGCUGCAAAGACUGUAAAAUAAUAUUUUGUCACUCCUCUGUUCACGCUGUGCUGACAUCAUUGCUGAUAAGAUUUAUGUUAUUCCUGUCAUCAUAUAUGCAGACUUGUUGUGUGUUUAUGCACAAGAGAUAGGAGUAAAUGUGAACACCAAAUAAUGGCUUUGGCUUUUGAUCGACCACUAAAAUUGUUGCACAGACACAAAUGAAUCAAGCAUGGAAAUGAAGGGAACUGGUCUGUGUACUGAAUGGAGGUUAUAUAUAAAACACAGUCUUUACCGACUCUGGAUCAUUCUUUAUACUGGUAUUGUGUUUGUAAAUAAACUUGUAUGGAUUUUCUCACUUUAA
Messenger RNA from Eleginops maclovinus (Patagonian blennie), 3895 nucleotides. RefSeq names its product ST8 alpha-N-acetyl-neuraminide alpha-2,8-sialyltransferase 5 (gene st8sia5). Gene Ontology annotation, molecular function: alpha-N-acetylneuraminate alpha-2,8-sialyltransferase activity. Bases 817 to 2226 code for a protein of 469 amino acids. NCBI's taxonomy places the organism in Eukaryota, Metazoa, Chordata, Actinopteri, Perciformes, Eleginopidae. The transcript is spliced from 9 exons. Gene Ontology annotation, biological process: N-glycan processing; oligosaccharide metabolic process. The record is from RefSeq and is a predicted model, not a curated record.